Molecule: messenger RNA, 1837 nt
Organism: Varanus komodoensis (Komodo dragon)
Lineage: Eukaryota; Metazoa; Chordata; Lepidosauria; Squamata; Varanidae
Gene: ZFYVE19
Product: zinc finger FYVE-type containing 19
Exons: 12
Coding region: 197-1504 (435 amino acids)
Biological process (GO): abscission; mitotic cytokinesis checkpoint signaling
Cellular component (GO): midbody; cleavage furrow; centrosome
Molecular function (GO): metal ion binding; phosphatidylinositol-3-phosphate binding
Source: RefSeq, a predicted model, not a curated record
CCGCACAAGGAAAAAGUGUGUGUUGGGGGGGAGGAAGGAGGAAUCUCCUUUGGCCCUUGGGAAAUGUAGUUUUUUCUAUAUCUUCCGCUUAGAGAAGGAGAGCAAAAGAAAGAGGGAACACCUGAGACACGAAACUUCCAGAAAAUUGGGAUAGCUGCAUACAGAGUAGAAUAAUGUGUCUCCAUUUGCGCUUUUUAUGAGAACGGAGUGUGCUGCCUCAUCUGACAUGAUGGAUAGCAGAUGUUAUGGCUGUGCAUCAAAGUUUACUGUCUUCAAGAAACAGUGUGGAUGCAAGAAUUGUGGUCGAGCAUUUUGCUCGGGCUGCCUUGGGUACAGUGCCAUUGUCCCCCGUUGUGGAAACACUCAGCAGAAGGUCUGCAAGCAAUGCCAUGGGGAAUUAACGAGUGGAUCAUCUCAGUCAAAUACAGCUAAAUGGUCUCCACCAGAGAACUACAAAAAGCGCAUAGCAGCCCUUGAGGCCAAACAGAACCAACCACAGGGACAUCGGAAGGGAUUGGUAAAAUCCCAAAGCCAAACAGACUCUAGACAUCAAGGACUACCAAAAGAGGAUCGGCUUAUAGCAGAGAGAUUGGAGAGGCUCAAGAAGGAAACGAGGCCCAAGUCCAUUCCCUCUCAGGCUGAGAUAGAGUCCAGGCUGGCAGCACUGAAAGAUGACCCUGCAAAACCCAUUCCAUCAGCCCAGGAAAUGGAAGAUCGUCUGGCAGCUUUGCAGGGCAGAACACUUCCUUCUGCAACUCCCAAGCCAAUACAUCAGCUUCCUAACACCAAGACACAAGCAGAGCAGUCAGAUGACCUGCUGAACCAGAUAACUGAGGAAGUUGCCAUUGAUGAGAGUGGUGGCUCCGGAAUUGUGCCUCAAGAAGUUAGGACACAGACGUUGAAUGACUUAAAUCGAACUGACAAUUUUGCUGGCGUUAUGGAUCUGGAUCCCAAACAGCUGGAGGAGGAAAAAAAUAGACUUCUGGCAGAAGCUGCUGCUGAGCUGCGGGAGGAGAACACCAGGCAGGAGAAGAUCCUAGAAGUGGCCAAACGACUGGCAGUGCUAAGAGGCCAAGAUCCUGACACAGUUACUUCGGAUGACUACAAACUCCCCAACAGCGAUGAAGAAAUGGAGGAGGAAGAAGCCAUUCAGAGAGUUUUGAAACAGCUUACUGAGGAAGCUGCGCUGGAUGAAGCAAGUGGCUUCAAUAUUUCCCCAGAUCAACCCAGCCAGCCAGCAGCUGCGCCACAGAAACUGCCCAAGAAAGCCAGGCAGGCACAAGCUCCAACUGCAGCUAAGCCCCUCGCCUUCUCUGCUACAUUGCCCGACAGCGAUGAGGAAGAAUUACCCUGGUGCUGCAUCUGCAAUGAAGAUGCCACACUGCGGUGCCACGACUGUGAUGAUGACCUCUACUGCCAGCGCUGCUUCAGGGAAGGCCAUGAUGAAUUUGAUUGGAAGGAACAUCAGACAUCAAGCUAUCGUCCUCCCCGCAAGCAAAAAUGAGCCCCUGGGAUGAGGGAAGCAUAUGAGUGUGAAAUGGGAGGAAAAAGAAAAAUUGUGUUCAGGAAAGUUUGUCAUGGUAGCAAGAGCUGGACUGUGAUAGGUGACAUGGUAAUACUGAGGAGUUUGUAAGACCAGACCUUGUUACUAGCAAGAUCAAGGCAGCUGAUGUGAAGCUAAGCAAUACAUUUGAGCUGGUUUAUGAGUUAGCCACAAAUACUAGGAGCAUGAAGAAUGACAUGGUUAGGAAGAUGGGCUCUUUUGCAUAGGGGGACUCUCUGAUCAGAUGAGAUAUACAAUAAGAAUAUUGCAAAGGUAAUAAAUUAUAUGAAAACA